AUGACUUUGCCCUGGAUUCAACCUGGAAAGAGGCGUGCGAGCGAAGGUGAGCACAACGCGCCUAAAAGAAAGCGAGUCGAACAACGAAACCGUUCGAGCGUGGUCGUGCCCAGUGCAGCACCGCGGGUGAUGAUGGGAACAAGGCCAGAACAGCGUCAACAUCAAUAUAUGCGAAGACACAGAAGAACCAUGGCGGUUGGAAGUUCAGGUAAUGGCUCAAAGGGUUGUGGCUGGCCUAUGGCUACAGACUUUUGUCUCCGAAAGAGAAAUUUCAUCGCUGAUAUAUCGCAGCCCGAAUCCCAGAAUUUCGCCCACCGCGGCCAACUCGUCUCGGCUGCUUCCCUGAAGUCUCCCGUCACAGUAAGAAGAAUAUGCAAAACAUUUUGGUUUCCUUACUUAACAGAAGUGUUAGGCGUGGCGUCGCUUUGCCGAAACCCAGCAAAUGUCCAAGUCGAAACCGAUGCCGGCUACAACCUCGCCAAGAUGUCCGACCUCAAGCCUGACAUGAGCGUUCAGGAGAAGCUAAUUUUAGGACUCCGAACUGGGUUACAACGCAGGGACGAGUACCGAGCCAAGGUUGAACAAGACCCAGCCCGUUUACGACAUGAAUCUCGAAACGAUAUCAUGGCUUUUGGUGGCAUCGAUAUGACCGACCUUGCCCUCGCCUUGCCGAAGUCAUUAAGACAGAAGGAAGUUAUCAACGCUGCUGAAGAUGAGAAACGGCGUUUGGGGUUUCCAUCCAUGGAAGUUACUCUACCAGACAGAAGCCCGGCUUAUGCCAACGAGUGGUGGGACAUGUAUAACGCUUACAUCAGAGCCAGAUCGAUGUUUGUCAAAGGGGCCUCUCUCAGGCUUACGGCAGUAUCACGUCCAUACAACAAGACCGUCCACAGCAUUCCCGGAGUAAUUGCUUGGCGGCGGGCCGAUCAGAUCAUGAAUAUCGAGUGGCAACCCAGCUACCACGGCAUGUCAAUGAACAAGAGCUUCAGCGCCUUUCAAGCCAGGUCUAUGGAAUUGAACGGGUAUCGGAGGCGUUCGAUACAGUACGUACACUUCCAAAGGGAGAACAACGGGCAAAAGUCGUUUCCGGGGGGGGCCCUGGGUACUAAUGCAGGAGACGACGACGAUAACUCGAGUUUCACCACAGAGAGGUUCUUUGAACGUGAUCGGAAACACAAACUAUCAUUGAUAGACUUGGAUAUCACCGAUAUCAACGGAGUGAAACGCAGAUGGGUAUGCAUCGAGAUAACCAAGCCUCUGGCCCAAGUCAACGGCCCAGCUCCGAUCGAACUGACACCAAUGCCACAAUCUUUCAUCAAGAUUGCUAUACCUUGUGACAGCAUCCUAGUAGUGGUGAGCACCAGCAAGCCACUGCCCAUCAUGGAAGAGCAACUGGACAAGAUGGAACCUCCACAGCUUGGUGAUUUUGACAAGCUUACCAUUGGGAGGGUCGAUUCAGGUUUAGAGAAUGUGAAGAUGAGGCUGAAGAUUUCCGGAGACGGCGUGCCAAUCUUCGUGACCGGGUCCAAAAAGGGUCAUAUGCCGGAUGACAGCACACUUGACGACUUUCUCUGCGCAUCGGAUGUGACUGGUCUUCCCUGGAAAGAAACAGACAGACGUGUCAGCAAGAGUGCGUUGUUGCUGAGGAAGGCCGAGUUCUGGGACCGCUUUAAUUUGGCGGCAGACGCCGACAAAGUGCGGUGGGAAUCACUCCAGGACGCCAUGGCGAGCGAUGAGUGCAUCGUAGACAUUACCUUUGAGGGUGAUUGGCAAGAAUUUGCCCCGGUUGCUGGGGCGUCUCAGUCAAGGUGGACGCCUGUGCAGCAUGAGUCGUCGCAAUCUCAACAUAGUAUCAGGCCGCAAGGUCUGAAUAAAGGGCAAAACAGCAGACACCAAGGCAACACGGCUCCUUCUAAAAGUUCUGGGCUUCGCAACGAAGUCCAUUGGUAG
This is a messenger RNA of Colletotrichum paranaense, 1950 nucleotides long. RefSeq lists its product as uncharacterized. The transcript is spliced from 3 exons. Bases 1 to 1950 code for a protein of 649 amino acids. The record is from RefSeq and is a predicted model, not a curated record. Lineage: Eukaryota; Fungi; Ascomycota; Sordariomycetes; Glomerellales; Glomerellaceae.